This is a messenger RNA of Capsella rubella, 1701 nucleotides long. RefSeq names its product WEB family protein At3g56270. Lineage: Eukaryota; Viridiplantae; Streptophyta; Magnoliopsida; Brassicales; Brassicaceae. The coding region runs from base 167 to 1522 and encodes 451 amino acids. The transcript is spliced from 2 exons. The record is from RefSeq and is a predicted model, not a curated record.
GUGAGUCGCGCGGCUUUCAUUACCGAGAAAACACAAUCAUAUAGAAGCUCUCAAUCUUGUUUGCUUCUGUACAGUUUAACUAUGAUUACUGUAAUGGAUCACUCCUCUUUAGUUAUCUUUCUCUUUCUAUUGAUCAAACCUAUUGUUUCUCGAGAGCGCGUGGAAAAUGUCGGAGAGGUUUCAGGACCCUGCGGCGGAGACAAUUCCGGGUACACCAGUUAUUCGGGAAGUGAGAACCGGAUCCGGGUCAGAGAAUUUCAACCCGGUGAGUACAAGGAGAGGAGACGUGAGAGCUCAAGUCGACAUUUCCCCACCUUUAGUUGGUGGUCAUGGGUCUUGGGUUCCAUUUAACCUUGAAGACAAUUUCGAGAGAGUGAGAGAAUUUGACAUAAAGAGAAUGAAAGAACAGACUGCGGAGAUUGAGAAGGAUCUGAUUAUGAAGGAGUUAGAAACUCUUGAUUUUCUAGAAGCACUUGCAUCAACCAAAAGCAUCGUCGAAGAUUUUAAGCGGCAGCUCCAGCAACAAGCAAUGAGAUGCAUGGAGACCCCUCAACAUUGUCGUUCACACAUCAAAGAGAUGAUAGAUGAACGCUGCCAUCGUAAUCCUCAGAAGUCUCCAGAUCUGAUCCACAUGGAAUUGAAGCAAGCCAGUCUGAAUCUUGUUAAAACAAUGGAUAAUCUUGCAUUGAUCCAGUCCUAUGCUGAAUCUCUGAAUAUGAAAACAAAGCAAGAGAAAGAUUUCCUUGGAGCGGCGUCUCUAGCGGAGGAGCUUAACAGUCUGAAGUUAAAACCACAGGGUCCUGAUCAAGGAGACAGGUUCAAUACGGAGAAAUUUCCCAUGAACCCACAAUGUGAACAGGUUAAGAUGGUAGUUGAAACCAAUGAUACCGCUUACCAUAAACAGAGCAAGGCUUGUCUAAGAACUGCAGAAAUGAGACUGGUUGCUGCAAGAAAAAUGGAAGAGGCUGCAAGAGCAGCGGAAGCACUUGCAAUUGCUGAAAUGGCCAUGUUAUCCAGUGGGAAAAACCAAGACGAUCUCUGCUUCUCAAAGCAACCAAGUUCUCCGUUAACACUUAAAGCACAGAUGAACAAAGAAUUAUCCACCAAUGUCACAAGCAUAGAGAUCUUGAGAAAGCUGGAGGAAGCCAAUGAAGAAGUUAAGCAAAGUAAACAAGCCUUGGAAACUGCAUUAAACCGGGUAGAAAUCGCCAGUGGGAAGCAACUUGAAGCAGAAGAUGCGGUUCGCAAGUGGAACAUAGAAUCAUGGAAAGACCAGAAAGCUAUUGGAGCAAAACGCACGACGAAAAGAGAUAGCUUCUCUCAAGGCUCUUUCUUGAGCCAUGUGAGCCAGCACGAGCCACAAAUCUAUCUCCCAGAGCCAAUGCUAAAACGAAACGUAUCAACGGGCAAUGUUCUAACCCGGAAACAAGUCCCUACUAUCGAUGAGAAUCAGUUAGUGACGCCAAGGAGAAGGUUUAGGUUUAUACACACACAUCAAGCUUCCAUUGGAGAAACAGAGUAAGCUAAAAAACCCAGCCUUUGAUAACAUGUUUUUCCCAUUUCUGUUUGUGUUUUUUUUUUUCUUUCUUGGUUUGAUCAUUGAUGCGUGUUGUUGCUUCUAUCAUAAACAAACCCAGAUGAUUAGAGUGGAACGUGUUGUUUUGAUUGAUUUGACUCAAAUGUGACGAAAAGAUUAAGCUU